AUGUUUCUAAAUAAAUUAAUUAAAAAUUUAACUUAUAAGCGUACAAUAAAAUCUGUAAAGUUAGAUAACGUCGUAGUACAUUUGGAUUUGAAAGGAUCUCUGCCUAAAUUGAGUUAUCUUAAGACACUAUUACCAAAGCUACAGGACCUCGGUGUUACUGGACUGUUGAUAGAAUACGAGGACAUGUUUCCAUAUGAUAGGAGAUUGUUGAAUUUAAGCGCAAGAAAUUGCUAUGAAAAAUCUAAGUUACAGGAGUUCCUUUCGCUUGCUGUACGUGUUGGCUUCGAUAUAAUUCCGUUGGUUCAAACAUUUGGUCAUAUGGAAUUCGUUUUGAAGCUAGCAGAGUUCCAACACUUAAGAGAAGAGCCAUCGUAUCCCGACUCUCUCUGUCCAAGUAAACAUGCGAGUCACGUGCUGAUCGAGGAAAUGCUUGAACAGAUUAUUAGGUUUCAUCAAGAAGUAUUUCCACUGAAAUAUUUACAUAUUGGUUGCGACGAAGUUACUCACAUUAACAAAUGUAGACACUGCUUAGGAAGAAAUCUGAUAAGCACGGAUAUCUAUUUAAGUCAUGUACAUAAAGUUUUGAAUAUCGUGAAAGCUAUUAGUCCAAAUACAACUGUUCUAGCUUGGGACGACAUGUUCCGAAGUAUCCCACUUUAUAUAUGGAACAAAAUUCGUAAGCCCGAUAUUGAUCUCGUGUACUGGGAUUACACUCCAGGCAUUACAUCUGUAUCUGACGUGAACCUGAUGAAGCAUCACAAAACAGUUAACAGUAUUUGGAUAGCUUCAGCCUUCAAAGGUGCAGAUGGUGUGAAAGCUACAUACCCGGAUCUAAAAAACAGGUUUUCAAAUCACUUCAGUUGGAUGAAACUUAUCCUUGACUACAAAUUUAGUGGCGAAAAUGAAAUUUAUAACUUUAAAGGCAUAAUCCUCACAGGCUGGUCUCGAUAUAGCCAUAUGGAACCCCCUUGCGAGCUUUUACCUGUUUCUAUACCGAGCUUAUAUUUGAAUUUGCUCUUAAUAAAACAGUUCAAAAAUGAAGUGCAAGAUAUAAAAUCCCUAGACUUAAAUACUUUUUUUGUCAAGUAUAUGAAGGAGGAUCUAACUGAAAACUUACAUUGUAGCGAAAGCAAAAACAUUUCUUAUUUUGAUACCUAUUACUGUUAUUUCGAAGGAAAUGAAGUUUAUCAAAUUCUAAAGGACUGGGAUACAAUGGAAACACAUAUUUAUAAAACAAUUAAUAGUGUUCAAAGUAUUAUGUUCACAAUUGAAUAUUAUUCUAAAAUAAGAAAAAUAAAUAUGAAUUCAUUGUGGGAUUGCUUGGAUUGGUACUAUGAAUAUAUCAACGAAAUCAGGCAUAUGAAGUAUAGGAUGACAAAACUCCUCUCCCAAUAUUAUGAUGACUGUUUCGUAGAAGAGUAUACUGAUUUUAAAUUACAUAAUACGAAGAAGAUAUUAAAUAAUAUAGCUAAGCACUUAACAAAGAUGUUAUUAGUAAGAAGUGGGAAUCAGGAGUACCAACAAACUGACAGAGGAAAGCAAAUUUUGCCAGACUUGAAGCAGAGACUCGGACAA
Brenthis ino (lesser marbled fritillary) is the source of this 1575-nucleotide messenger RNA. The record is from the annotation of a GenBank genome assembly. Lineage: Eukaryota; Metazoa; Arthropoda; Insecta; Lepidoptera; Nymphalidae.